GAGACAUUUUCAAAAUGGCGGCGGCUCGGACGAGAACCAUGGUUUCGGAAAGUUUUGAUAGUUUUGUGGCGCCUGUCAUUAAUAAGCCAGUUCCUAAUCAUCUGUUAGAAACAAGUAAGUGUAUCAUAAGUUGAAGUGGAGCGACUGAAUUCUCUUUUAAGCUACUUUUAAACGUUUUUUUUUGUAAAUCUAACCGCCUGCUUCUUUUUGCAGAAAUCUAUGCAAAAGUUGGACAGAACUCUAUUUUGCAAGCCAAACCUUCAGUUAUAAAUUUUUCCGGCUUCAAAGUUGGUGAAAAAAUUACCCGAACACUUGUGAGUACAUUUAAAUCAUAGUCUGGUAAAACAAACGUACAGUUCUAAAAUUCCUAAUCCCAACAUAAAGAGCAAUAUACUACAGCCACAUUUGUUUACAAGUUUCUAUGAUCCUAGGGUUUUGUUCUAAAGACGAGGAAAUAUAAUUACUGAAAGUUUAGAGCAAUAUUUCGGAAAAAUAUGAUAGUUUUCUGUUUAACUCCGAGUAGCCUUGAUUUUUGAAAUUUGUUGUAAAUUUAGUGUGGUGCAUGCGGUGUGGUUCUUAGUUCAUGAUAACCCUAAUUUUCGUUUGUGUAUUGAGUACAACAGCAUCGCAUGACAGGUUAUUAAUGUGGUUUCACAUUUAGCCAUAUAGCCGUUUUUCAGUUGGACUCACAAAUACAGAAAGUAUUCACUGUAAAGGCCGAAUUGUACAUUUUAUAAGCUGCGUUAAUGUAAAAUGAACACCCAUAAUGUAAUAUUUGGAUGUAAAAUGGAGUAUGUGAUUGCUAUUGCUUCCUUUUUUAUGUCUCAGAGAUUAGCAAAUGCUUCUGAUGAAAGCCAAAGAAUGCAUAUAAUACCACCAUCUACCAAGUUCUUUUAUAUCAAAUAUACAAAGAAGGUACUCUUACUUUGAUUAUUACAGCUGCUAAUUGUGCCUAACACUGAUUUAUCCUACAUGUACAUGUACCUUUGUUACUAUCACAAUUUUUAUAUUUGUUUGUGGUUACUUAACUGCAAGUGGAUAUUUGUUAGUUGUAAAAGUCUGUUUUUGCUUUUAUACCUACUCUGUUAAUUUUUGCCUGUAUAAUUUUAAAGGAAUUGUGUUUUGUUCAACCCUUUAUAAUUUUAGCCCCUAAGAGUGACUGGCAUCUAAUUUCUCCCUUUAAUAUCAUCCCUGAAUCAAACAUGAAAGUCAUGAGAAUAAAGGAGAUGAUCACCAACUAAAGCAGCUCUUGAUUGUGAAAUAAAUUCUCCUUGUCAGCCUCUUUGGAAAUGAAUGGAGAACAGUAUGGAGAAUAUGCAUACUGAUGUUAGGAUGUUGUCAUGUAUUACUUAAGAACUACACACCCCAAACAACAUGGCGGUUCGGCAAGUAAAAGACUGUUUAAUGAAGCCUCAUGCGUGCGCAUGAGCAAACCAUAUAUGGUAACACACAACAUACAACACACUGGAAAACCAUAACAUUCCUCCACACAUUAAAUGAUCUGUCCCUAGCUUUCAAAACAAGCCCUAAAAUACAAUUUCAAGGAAAACAUAAAAUAAACCAACAGUGUCCGGUAACCACAGUUCGAAAGGUAAGAACGACCUUUAAACAAGAAAACGAACAGAAUAGAACAAAGUUCAGAGAUCAAGCCUCUGUGGUGCCCUGCGAACUCUCUGAGGGUGUUGUCGCAUUUUGACCAUCGGACUAACUGUAGCUGGUUUAGCAUCAGGAGGGUCAGGUACCGUAGGUGUGGAAACAGGAACCAUCUUUGGUUGAUCUUUUUUGGAACCUCCUGGAGCUGUGCUGCCCUCAGUGGUUGGACUGACUUCAACACUACAGUCGGCGUCAGUGCUUUCAACUGUGUGUCCAACUGCCGUUGGUCUCAACUGAUCAAUAUGUCGGCGCCAGAUCAGUCCCGGUGCCACCUGUACCUCAUACAUCAGCGGACCUGUUUUGUUAACAAUCAGCCCUGGACGCCACUUCAGAUCCCCUCGAUAAUCCCGUGACAUAACUGAGUCACCAAUCUCUAACUGGCGAUACUGUUUACCCUUGUCAAUCGCUGCCUUAAUGCUCUGCUGGUGUUGUUGGUUAACCAUCUUACGGUUUAAGUUAGGUUUCACCAAAUCUAGGAGAGUACGCAAUGGUCUUCCCAGGAGUAACUGUGCUGGGCUCUCACCGGUGGUGGAGUGUGGAGUGUUCCUGUAAGCUAUGAGAAACUUCGCCAACUUCUCCCUCACUGGCUUGGGGCUUUGACGCAUGGAACGCAAAGCCUGUUUGAAGGUCUGUACUGUCCUUUCCGCAAGACCAUUCGUCGCUGGAUGGUACGGUGCUGAAGUUAUAUGGCGGAUGCCAUUGGACUUGACAAAUGUCUGGAAUUCCUCCAAACAAACUGUGUACCAUUGUCACUGACUAUCUGUUCUGGAAUUCCGAAUCUGGCAAACAAAUCGCGUAGAAUUUCGAUAGUCGAACUUGAAGAAGUUGACUUGACUGGAACCACUUCUGGCCACUUGGUGUGUGCGUCGACAACCACUAAGAACAUCGAGUUCUGAAAUGGCCCUGCGUAGUCGAUGUGUAUACGCUGCCAUGGUGUAGUGGCCCACUCCCACGGAUGUAGUGGUGUUUUAGCAGGCAUCUUCUGAUUUUGCUGACACCCGCUGCAGCCUUUCGCUAGCUCUUCCAGAUGACCAUUGAUAUUAGGCCACCAUACGUAGCUCCUCGCGAGUGCUUUCAUUUUGACCAUGCCCAGAUGCCCAUCAUGAAGUUCCUCUAACACUCUGCUUUGUAACUUAUUGGGAACGACCACUCUCAUUCCCCAUAGGAUGCAGCCUUGGUGAACUGUCAGUUCAUUGCGUCGCUCGUAAUAAGGCUUGUCUCCCUCCACACGAGUAGACCAUCCUUUCACGAUAGAAUCAUGUAUCCUCGCUAGGACAACGUCACGACGUGUUUCUCUUGCCACUGCUUCACUGGUUAUAGGUAAUGGCACAAACUGAGAGGCGUGGAACACCUCUGUUGAAUCCACCUCCAAGUCUUCUCGCUCUUUCUGCUGGAGAGGGAGCCGCGACAGUCCAUCGGCAUUGCAGUGUUUGGUUGUACUCUUAUACUCAAUGAUAUAGUCGAACCCAGACAAGAACAAUGCAUAUCGCUGAAGCCUUGCAGCAGUCAUGGCUGGAACUCCCUUUUCUGGGUGGAAGAUGGCAGUGAGGGGCUUGUGGUCUGUAAUGAGCGUAAAUCGUCUCCCAUAGAGGUAAACAUGAAAUCGUUUCACCCCCCACACAAUGGACAAUGCCUCCUUGUCUAUCUGUGCAUACCGUCGUUCAGUCUUGGUCAACGAUCGGGACGCAAAAGCUACCGGCCUUUCGCUACCAUCGGACAUGACGUGUGAAAGAACCGCGCCGAUGCCAGUUGGUGAAGCAUCACAUGCCAGCCUAACCGGUAAUGCUGGGUCAUAGUGCAUUAGCACCUGCUCAGAUGUAAUCAUACGCUUAGCCUCAGUGAACGCCGCUCGCACCGUUCAGUCCACUGCCAUUCGUUGUUUUGCUCUAACAACUGGUGAAGUGGGUGGAGAACUGUAGACGCAUUGGGCAAGAAACGGUUGUAAUAGUUUACGAGCCCUAAAAAUGAGCUUAAGCUGUGACACAUUCUCAGGUCUUGGUGCACUGACCACUGUUUCAAUCUUCUCUUGUGUCUUGUGUAGACCUUCCUUAUCGAUCUCAUGCCCACAAAACUGAACUCUAUCUUUGAAGAACUCGCACUUUUCCUUGUUAGCCUUCAGACCCGCAACUUGUAAUCGCUUGAGUACACUCUCCAGGUUCUCCAAAUGUUCUUCAUCGGUUUUGCCUGUGACAAUCAUGUCAUCAAGGAUGCACUGGGUCCCAGGUAUUCCCUGUAAUACCUGGUCUAUGGCACGCUGCCAAAUGGCUGGAGACGCGAAGAGAUGCCAAAGACUAAGCGAUUGUAUCGAAAAAAAAGGCCCUUGUGUGUAUUAAUCGUAAGGAGUUCCUUGGAUCUUUCGGUUACUUCCAUCUGGUGAUAAGCUUGGCGAAGGUCAAGCUUGCUGAAAUGUCUACCGCCAGCCAAAUUUGCAAAAAUAUCCUCUAUACGUGGCAGAGGGUACUGUUCUGCAAGAAGUACUGGGUUCACUGAGACCUUAAAAUCGCCACAAACUCGUACUGAUCCGUUUCGCUUGACUACCGGGACAAUUGGGGUCGCCCAUUCACUGUAUUCUACUUUAGAGAGAAUACCUUCCUUCUCGAAACGUGUCAAUUCUGCUUCUACUUUGGGGCGGAGUGCGUAUGGCACUUGGCGUGGUUUAUGAAAGCUGGACUGGCAGCCUUCCUCGACCUUCAAAUCCGCCUUGUAGCCUUUAAGUGUUCCCAGAUUUUCGGAGAAAACAGACUCGUACUUCUGUAGUAGCUGAUCCACUUUGCGUGCCAUACCCCCUUCUGAAGUCUUGCUAAGCUUAAAGGUUUUGAUUUCACCCCAGUUCAGUUGAAUGUUGGACAGCCAGUCACGCCCAAACAGUGCUGGUCCCUGCGUCUCAACAACUUGUAGGUUUAACUCUUUUUCCUGGCCCUUGAACUUAACAUUACAUCUCAUCUCUCCCUUAGGUGUGAUUUUCUGCCCAGUGUAUGUCUUAAGUGUCACAAGGCUCUUUGAAAGUUUGACAUGAUUAAAAUGUUCCUUAUAUUGUUUGUAUGGAAGUACAGACACCGCUGACCCUGUGUCUAGUUCCAUCUUGACCACCUUUCCCUGUAUUUCGGGGUUGACCCAUAUUACGUGAUCCUUGUCACCCACAUUAUUAACCUCAAAGGAUGCCAAAUAAUCAUCGCUGUCCCCGUCAUCGCUGUCUACAUAAUUUACUGGGGGUUGGGAAACUUGUGUCUCUUUUUUCUUUGAUUUACAAGCCCUCACAAUGUGACCAGUCUUGUUACAGUGGUGGCAUUUUUCUUUCUUGAAUGGACAACUUUUGUGAUCAUGAAUUCCCAAACAGCGGUAGCAACUUUGAUCACCCGUUCUCUUGGGGGAAAAAGAACCCUUUUUCUCUGAAAGCUUGGCUUCUCUCUUGAAUUUAAGCUUCUUGCCUGGCUUUGAUUUGGCUAAUAGAUCCCAUCCUCGUCGCCAAAAUUGUCAUGUAUUACUUAAGAACUACACACCCCAAACAACAUGGCGGUUCGGCAAGUAAAAGACUGUUUAAUGAAGCCUCAUGCGUGCGCAUGAGCAAACCAUAUAUGGUAACACACAACAUACAACACACUGGAAAACCAUAACAGAUGUAAAGGGUUAAGCAAAGAACAAGGUUUUAAAAGAACACAAAAAAAACUUUAAUCCCUAGAUACACAACCACUAUUUUACUUAACUAACCUAACCUAACCUAAAUAACAGGGACAACAGAAUAUAAUUAUACAUACUACUACAUACAUAAUACUAAGUAUACUAAUAGUGGAGCUUGCAGAGCAUAGCCCCAUAAUAUUAUACAAAAUAGUAGUAACCCAUCAAGCUGAAAAAAUUGGGAUGUACGACCGUACAACCAUACGACCAUACAAGGUGCUACUUUUAACAAGUGUGGUCAACUGUACCGUGGGCAUGCCAAUGCCACGGCUCUGUCCAGUAGUCCAGUGGUCAGUGCAAUGGGCUCCGGGUUGGAUGACCCAGGUUCUAGUCUUGGCCGGGGCAAGGCGUUGUGUCCUUGAGACAUGCUGUUAAAAAAAAAUUGCGAGCUCUGCUUUUAGGCUUGGCUAAAUCUAUAUAACAUUGCAUAUUGGUUACAUGAAAUAAUCUGGAGGAGGUUGUAAGAGAUUGUGGUAUACACUGUAUUUCAUUUUUAUAUUAAUAAUAAAUCAGUAUUUUGUAUUAUUGUUGAACAGGAAAAGCUUGUGCCUGGAAUGUUCAUUGAAGUCGUUGUGGAGUUUACACCUGAUGAUUGGAGAUAUUAUUAUGACUGUAUUCGAAUUCACACAAAGGUAACCAUUUUGAUUUCCAUUCAUAUUCUUUAAUGGCAGAGUUUUGGGUUAACAAAUUUUAAAUCCUUCCUACCAGUUUGAUGUCCAUUUCCUUCUCUUGUCUAGGGAUAUUCCUUUAAUUGAAACUGGUUGACUGUUUAAAAGUACCCAGGAGGAAUUUUGAACCAUGUCAUGAAUGAUACAGGUUUAGCUGCAUUAUAUGACAGAUUUUCUUGAGAUUACUAAUUUUCUCUCAACAGUCAUGAAAAGAUUUUGUGGUAUUAACAUUCUUUUUGGUGUCUGGUUUUUCAAUUAUGUUUGCUGGGCUUUUUGUUUUUAUACCUGUAAACUGUAAGUAGUGGAUUGUUUUGAUCCAAAAAGGGCUCAAAUAUAAGAAAAAAAAUUGUUAAUUGACCCCUAACUCCCAGGAUCUCAUUAGUAAUUCUCCUUGCUGUCUGUCAAAUGAUUCUCAUUAUGUUAGUUUGGAGAAUUUGGCAUUGGGUCAAUUAGUAUUAUUCUAUAAUUGAUAUUUUUCUUUAUUCUCAUCACUUGUCUGCAUGAUAUUGUAUUGAUAUAGUAAGGAGAAAUUCUGUCUUGGUCACUCACAGGAGUUAAAGGGUUAAAAAAAUAAUUUAUAAAAAACUAUAUUACAUGUGUGUUACAGUUAAGUUUUUUAAUGGUUAACAAUUUUAAUUUGAAAAGGUCUGAAACGUUUAAUACAAAUCUGAACCUAUCUGUAGGAUAAAAUUGAAUCACAAGACAUACAUUGUAUAUAUAUUUUUUCCAAUUUUCAGGCAGAGGAAAAUCUUAUUGUUCCUAUUCAUGCAUAUCCUGUGAUGAACACUGAUGAGUUUCCUAGAGAAGUUCACUUUCCAUCUGUACCACUUGGAGAAAAGUGAGUAAAGUACAUGUAGCUGAUUUAAGUUAAAUUCUUUUUACUAAAAGAGUGAACAAAAUCCUAUGCAUUCCCAAAGCUGUUUCAACUUUUAGUAAAAGUUUUACUUAUAAAGUGUUAUUUUUAUGUUAUUUUCUCAUGAUACAUGGGAUUCUCUUUCCUUCAUUACAGAAUAACAAAAGUAAUUCCUCUGAAGUGUGACAUCCCGGUGGAAUUUGAGUUCACCCUGAGUUAUGUUCAGUUACACCCAGCAUUUACUGUGGAACCAAUGUCAGGUAAACUUUGUUGAAAUCACCAAGUAAUAAUUAGAUUAUUGAUGAUAAAAUGUAACAGGAUUGUACUAGCUAGGAAACAUAUUUGCAAUCAGGUGUGAUUUCCAUUUUAUGUUUGUUAUUCAUCUGUAAAAAAAUUUUUGCUCAUGUCAGUAUGUUUAAGGAGAUGUACAUGUAUGCAAUAAAAGCCACUCUUCUUGUCUUGGUAAUCUGUUUCACCUGUUAUAACCUAAAUUAAAAGGCACUGACUUGAAACAGUACUGUACCAGCUUUUGGUGAACCAUACAUAGUGGUUCUUGCCACUUGAUGACUGUUUGGUGGUGUUACUCAGUUAUUUCCAGAAUCAGAAUUUUAAUUUUCUAUACAAGGACUAAAAAUUUAUUAAGUCGUUAAUUCUCAUGUAUACCUUUGAAUAGCAAAGGAAGGAUUGGUUUGUGGAGCAAACUUCUCCUUUGCGUUGAUUCUUACUUGUUCUGGAAAGGUAAGGGUAAUUGCAUGAUUAAAUGUGGAGGGAAUUCAUGCUUGUAUUUCAUGAGGAGGUACUCACAAAAAGUAAAAUUUUUACUUUCUUUCAAAUUUUUAACUUAAACAUGGCAAAUGACCAACAUGAUAAGUAAAAUUUAGAUUUGUCAUCAGAUGCAGGGAGGGUAUACAUACAAUAUUAUGGUUCAAAUGAAAGCCUAUUUGGGCACUUGGAAAAAUUUUACAGUUGAAUAAACCUGUCUUUUAGGAAUUGUGCCUGGUAAUGGUGAGGUAGAGAUUAAAGUGACAUUUGCACCCAUGGACUUCUCAACAGCUCACAUGAAGCUUCAGGUAAAUCAGUAAAACAUAUACCCAGAUGCGCAGAACAUGGUGUUUUUUUAUAAUUAUUAAAAAUUGAUUUUAAGUUCAAGUAAUACAGUGUAGGAUCAAAUGAAAUGCUCUCAUUCAAUUAAUGAUCAUCAGAAUUGGAAUUUCUCAGGGGGUGCAUGCACACUCUAUCUUGAACUCUGGCUGUUUUCAAACUUGGAACUGCUAGAUUUCCUCAUAUUUUAGAGAAAGAUGUCAGUAGACCUAAAGAAAAUUCAGCCUCUUUGUGUUGUAGAGCUUCUCUGUGUUAAAUGGAAUUUUAAUUGUAAAUCUUUCUUGGCUUUUAGCUGAAGGUGUCUCAAUUCAACAUGUCUCCACUUGUCUGUUCCUUCACUGGAACAUCGGAGCCAGGACUUGCAAAAAGGUAAUGCUAGUAUCAAAAAAAUACUGCAGCAAUGGAUUCCCUGUCAAGAGAUUAUCUCUUGUACAUGUAACUUUUCCUCUUAUAGGCACUAUUUUUAGUUGUGGUUUGUAGUUUUUUUGGCUUUCUCCUCAGAGGCUCUCCAGCUUAUUACCCAUCGUUACACAUAAACUUAGUGAAUCUUUGGAUUGUAGAGAGGUCCUGUAACCCUUUCCACACCCAGGAUUGAUCAAAUACAAUUUUUUAAGCAUAAAGGCAAAGAGAAGUAAGAAAAAUGUCAAAUACAGUAAGAGAAAUUGUUUGAUUUCACAACAGAUUCUCAGAGCUAAGAUUCUGAGAAAUGCAUUACAGACAUUGCACUGAAUUGAUAAUUAGAUCUUGAGAAGUGUUAAGGGCUAUGACUCAUUUCAGAAUUUCCGUGUGCUGUGCUUGUCAUGAAACAGGUUGAAAGUAAAAGCAUGGACAGAAGAACUACCCCCAUUACCCACCAAUGGAAUCCUGGACCCAUUGCUGAUUGAUCCUCUCGGCAGAACAAGACUGAAGAAACUUAAGACCAGACCAUGGACUCCAGGAGAGAAGAAAACCCAGGUAGGUGCUGGAAAUCAAGAAAAUAGCCACCUACAUUGUGUGAAAAAUUCUUGCAGUUCAAAAAUGUUUGGAAAUUUUGUAGGUCAAUUUCUGGGAAGUAGGAUAAGGGGUUUGAAGUAAUUUUUUUUUCAGUGAGGGGUGGCAGUGUUGGGUAGAAGGUGUUCCUUUUUCUCUUUUAAGGCAGGCAUAGCUUUAAAAGGUAAAAGGAAGGUGUAUGUCAGGCAUUGAAGAGUUUCAAUGUGUGAAUUCCAAAUGAGUACAUGUGUUGAAAGCAGAGCUUGGUCACCGUAUUUCUGCUUCCAACUUUGAAUGAAUGUUUGCAGUCUGCCAGGAGCAUGCAACAGAUGUGUAGGAAAAAAACAUUCUAGAAGAAAAUGUCUUUAGAGCUCUCAAUAUUUACAUGUAUUUGAUUUAUCUUCUGAAGAAACUUAUGUAGAGAAAAUAAUGUUAUGAAAGUAUUCAAUGAACAUGGUUUUUCCAUAUUAUUUUUUUGGUUUUGUACAGGAACUGGUCAGAGAUGGCUUGAGAUUUCCAACUACUGGUCUUGACAAUCCAUCCACUGUGUCCAGUAUCCUACUACAACAACCUGGAAAACUGAAGGCCAAGCAGAUAAGAGAGGGUGGGUGACUUGAUGUAAAUCAAACCAACGGAUCAUGUAUGAACAAAUGUAGUAUGGGUUUGAUUACUCCCAGGUAAUUCUGUCGAUGUUUUUUUCUCCUUUUCAAGCUGUUCAAAGUAAGAAAGAUGUUUCAGGGAGCACAAAACAGAUGAAAGUAAGUUGAGUUAAAAUUGUAGUGUUAGAGCAAAUCAUGUAAAAAAAUUCUUUACAAACUUCCAUAACUUAGUCUGUUCUGCAGGCGAAGUCGACAGCAUUAAUUGCUGUCACUCAGUUGUAUAUGGUUUACGAAUUUUUACAUCAUUUGCCUAUGCACAGGAAACAAAGUUUGAGUACGAAGUUCAUCAGAAUAUUCAAGAGGAACGACAGAACCAGCUCAGAUGGUAUGUACAUUCAGAACAUACAAGUAUGAAUCUUGUAGAAAAGUCCUUUGUAAACCUUACAGCCAUGUGCGAAGGCUAAUAUCAUGGAAUCUCUCUUCGUAUUGUGGGAAAAAAAAUGGAUGUAUUUCACUCUCAUUUUCUUUAAUGUUGUGCUGAGUUAACAACGAUGAUGCCAUUUUAAAGGUGAAUCCUUACCUGGAGGAUAUACUUUGCAUCAGAAAAUUUAGAACACUCUGUUUGUUUCCCUCAAGGUGUGUACGAUUAGGUGAAGAUCCCAUAUCAGAGGCAACAAGAAAACAGAUUUGUGAAACAAGGAUAGAAGAUGAAAGAGAGUACAAGGUAUUUGUAACGGUGGUCUGUUACUAGAAAUUAUUUUUCGCUUUCAUUGUGGUCCAGGAGAUGUCUUCGGAGCGAACAGUAGCACUAGAAAUGGAGUACUUCCCAUUCUCUCACUGAUGAUUUACGAAGUAUAUUAUAUUUUACAGUUCGAUAAAGGUUCAACAAACAAAGAUUCAAUUGUAGAAACAAAUAAUUCAGACCCUCGACCUUCUCUUGCACUCACAUCAAACGAGGUGAUAUGAUGAGAUCUUGCACUGGACCGCUUUUCCCCGAGGAAAGCUCAUGUUCUUUCUGGGUCCAAAACCAUGGUUAAAAUCCAAAUCUGAAAAAGAGUAGUACGAGUCUUAGCUCAAAAAUCAGACGAUACUGUUUCGUUUCAUUAGAUUAAAUUUUUCACAUUUCGAAGCCAUCUAGACCUAGAUCUUGAUUGUAAGCCAUGGUAAUCAAAAGUCAGCUCUUUAGGAGCAGUAGCCACCGGGAGUUUUGAGAAGCGCCUCUCAGUUCUGCAAAUGGUUGUAGGAAAUGGCUUGUAUUGGUCCAAGAUACGGUUAGUAUUAGGAGUACUUAUAGUUUCGAGGAAUCACCCCUUCCCCCUCCUCUUUGGUAGUUUGCGUGACUUCACGUUGACAUUUUCCGUUUAUAAAUUUAUCAAAGCUGAAUCGAGGAGACCCAGUGAUUGAAGAAGAGUAUGACCGGUCUUGUGUUGGAUGUGAACUGAGAAGAAUCCACAGACAAGCGGAUGAAGUAUGUAUCACUUUUUGGGGAAUGUACAUGUUACUUUAACUUUUGUCCUCUGGCGAACUGUUUUGCUUGCUUUCCUAUAUUUGAUGGGGUUAGUUUUUAGCUAGUACUAGGCACUUGGUCAUAGGAUACGGCCGAACUAACGACGUUUGUUUGGGAAGGAAAAAAGGAGAGCUUUUAAAAGCAUUGUUCACAAUUGCUUAGAAUGGGGUAUUUUUUCACACUGUGAUGCUUAGUGGUUACCUUAGAUUUAUCUUCGUCAUGGUGCAAAGCACUAUAAUCUUGGUGCGCUGAAGUGUUAUUUUCUUUAUUGUCGUGUAAGCUUUAACAUUUGCUGUCCAGAUGAACAUGGUUGGAAAUGUUACUCUUCUACUCUCAGAUCCCUCAAAAUGAACCUCGAUUUGAUCUUCUUGUUAAUGACGAGUGGAGCAAGAGGCACAUGGUUGUACAGAAGUUUGUUCAAGCGGGACGAAAGGUAAUCAUCAGUGUACGCUUUAUUUGUAUAACUGAUUGGCCUGUUUCAGGCGUUUAGUUAGUAAAACGAAGCGCGUUGGUGAACAGCACUACAACAGCGGAGGAGUGGAAACGAGGGACCCUCUCGCUUUUUCACUGCACUCCUCCGCUAUUGUCGCGCCGUUUGCUUUUCGCUCUGUUGUAGUAACUGAGCACCUGCAACAGGCUAGUAAUCGGUGAACUCUUAGGAAACAUUUAUGUAUAAUAAUGAGAUGUUGGCGCAGUAUUGUGAUUGAACCUUUUGGAAUUCCUUUGAAGCCCUGUAUUUUCUCAGGCCUUUUUUCCAGCAGUUACUUUAAGUGAAGUGUCACUGGGAAAGAGUUUUCUUCGCUUAGAAGUAGCUUUGAAUUAAGUUAAAUGAUGUGAUCUUCAGAGCGUGUUCUCGUCUUUAUACCUCUGAUGUAACCAAGUUAAUGUGUCCCCACGGAUGCAAUGUGCCGUGAUGAUAAUUUUUCUCUUUUUGCUGCCACACGCUGCGCGCGAUUUAUCUUAAUUCUCGCGCGCGCUCGAGCUUUAUUUAUCAUUAUGACGUCAUACUUGUGGCGUACUCAUGUGGUUGAUGUUUGCCCCAUUUAGUUUCACAUUUGCGAAUUUCUUCUCAGUAAUUCCUUUAACUGUGCUCUGCUUUUUUUUUCUAGGUCAUAGUACGACUAAGAGCCAGUAGACACUUAAGUUCCCUGGAAGAAUUUGUCACAGACUGGAGAAAGGGAAAAUUCACCCGAGAACACACAAGUAAGGAAAACCUCUCAGCUAAAUUUUUCUCCUGUAGUCAUGCGACACAUGUAGUCACGGCAGAAGUUCUUUCAUUAAUAAUUUUCCGUACUGAGCCCUCUCAGGUGAAGUAAUUAUUAACAAAAAAUGGCAGAAAGAUAAAGCCACAAAGAAAUGCAGACUCUUGACGGUUUCGAACCUGUGCUUCCCACUUCUAGUUGGCGCUACUUCUAAAUGAAUUGAAAUUGCAGAGUCAUAAUUUUAUUUUCUAUGCGUGCGAACAGGCUGCAAGUGCUCACGGGUAAAAUUCCUAAAACUGUUUUUAUUUCCUUUCAUUGCAUCUUAGGAAGUCAACUUGCAGAGAGUGAAGAAGAAAAGCUGUUCGAUGAAGUUGAGGUUCCUCUGCGGAUCUCAUCUGAAGGCAUUUUUCCGUUUUGCUUUCCUUCAUAUAAAUCUCCGGACACAAAAGAUGAUAUGGUACACAUGCUUAAUAUUUCUGGAUCUGACCUUGCCCUUGAUAGCCGCAGCUUAAGGGUUUUAGUUAUGUUUGCAGGCCGUAUGGGGGGGGGGGUAUUUUAGGCUUAUCAUUACGGUGACGGUGUGCUUAGAUAGUCACUGUCAGUCAAAUAUGAUUUCAGGAAAGUAAUAAAAGGGAUAAGACACCCCGAUGGCUCCUCCCGCCGGAAUUUUGCCGGUUUUUAAAAGCAUAAUAGACCAAAAGUAUCGUUUCUCCACUCUGGACGGGGUUCUUGUCGAUCUUUAGUAGUUCCCGCCCCUGCCUCCCUUUCGUGGUUCACCAGCACCCAUUAUGCUCUUGGACCGGGUUGUUCAAAGCUGAGGCAAGAUAAUUCAGGGUUAGUGUGAAAUCUGAUUUCCGGUCUGAAAGCUUUGAAAGAAAAUUCAACACGAUUCUGUUUGUCUACAUUCUAAUGAUUAGUAUGCUUUAGAAAGAAAAUGGAAAAUUAUUACAAUAAAGGCUUUUGAACAAAGGAAUAAUGAAAGCAGGAUUGACAUUGACCCUGGGUUUUCGCUUAUUGGUCUUCGAAAAACUGGGCCCUGGGUGGAAAGAGGCGCUUCGAGGAUAAAGUUUCGUGAUGCUGAUAGGUACCCGCCCCCAGUUCUCCGCCCGUGCUCAAACCAGGACCUCUCGUACUAACCACAAAGCCACGGUGUCUUUACAAAUGAAUGGAUAAAUGGUUUAGUAAAAGUUUCUUUUAUUCCCUCAGGAUGUUGAUGCUCUUGGUACACUGAAUGUGCAAGCGACUUUUGUCAAUGUCAAAACACACGUGCCUUAUUACAACUUAAAGGUACGUUUCUUAGCUGUUUUUGUCUAUCUACAGUUUCUAAUAACACUGUUAAAAAUGAAAUAUUAUAAACAGUUAUUGAAUGAGGGUUUUGUGAUAUCCAGAAUAAUCAAGGUCGAGGUAGGGGUUAUCAGCCGAAGCCGAAGGCUUAAAACCCUUGCCUUUUGGUUUUCAAUCUGAUUGGUUCGACUGCGAGUUUUUAGACCAAUUACAGAGCGAAAUUGCUAUUCUCUGUACGUUUAAUAAGGUGCUGACAAGGAGAAUUUGUCUAACAAUCAAGAGUUUCUUUAAUUGGUGAUUAUUCCCCUUUGUUCUCAUGACAUCAAUGUGUGAUUCAGUGGUGAUAUUCUAAGAUGUUAGUUACUCUUAAGGGUUAAAGGGAGGGAGUUCUCUCUGUGGAUCUGUCUGUUGUGUAUUGUCUAAAGCAUAAUUUGUCUCUAGGUCCCCAAACAGUGCGACAUCCUGGGUUAUAACCGUCACUCCGUAGCCGACGCGUCCUCAGGGUAUGUCCCGCCAAAGCUCGUACGUCCCUUGAGGGUUGGCGCCGAGGUAACGUCAAGUUUGUUUUGCACGGUUAUUUUUUUACUUACGUACAAUAAGUUUAUAUCAAGAUAAUCCAACAUUUUACUCGAUGUAAAUACUUACUUUGAAACGUGUUUCGUACAUGCGUGCAGAUACAGCGUACAGUACCUUACUGAGUACCUUACUCAGUUAGUAGAACUUUGCUCGUAGAGGUCAUGGGUUCAAAUCAAUAUAAUAUUACUGUAUUAUCUUGUUUCAAAUCCCUUACAGGCCUGAAUUUUUUUCAGGCCUUAUUGUCACUACUGAUUAAGUAGUGUUCAAUACUGCGACGAUCGCUUUCAUAUUCAAAUGCUGUGGGAGUUGUAUGUGUAUCGCAUGUAGUUUCUAUAGUUGUUUAAUUUUUUAAGUCAAAUAUAUUUGUAUACACCUAGCAUCUCUUGGUUCAAAUGUGGUUUCUAGCCAUGAGAUUGCAGUGGAUAGAGCUGGUUGAUCCAUUGAUUGGAACUUGAUUCCUCAUCAUAAUUCGUUGUAACUGCAUUGAAGCGAUUCUUAUGAGUUUUUCCUAUUCUUUUCCAUCUAUCCUACCGCCAUGUCCUUUCGUUUGUAAACUUGUUUUCUGUAGGAUGAAAUAAUAAACUUGGUCAGCAGUGUACCGCUUACGUCGGUUAGAAGUCCCAGUCCCGUCCCGACCACGGAAGGAGGCGAGGAAACUAAAGAAGAGGGCGAAGAAGACAAAACACAGAAUCCACAAGUAAAGAGCCCCAUUAUCACAACCCCACAAGAGGACGUAGCCGUGCAGGAGCCUGAGGCGGUGCCCCUCGUGGUGCCUGCUACGUUGUUCAGACCCACAUCUUACCAUCCCAUGCAUAUUUUUGUAAGUUACAGAAGAUUUUCACCACUUUACUCCCGCGAAUGUUUAAUAAUAAAUUCCUCCUUGCAAUUACUCUAGUAGACUGUCAGACGGAUCGGUUGUGAGAAUUAGGAAAAUCAGCAGUUGCUGUAUUUUGUUUUUGUAAUGAAUAGUGACCAUAAGGUCAUUUCUCCUUGCCAAGUCAAUACACUGUCAAUCAGACUGCUGAUGAGAACUAUCGACGAUGAAAGGGUGUCUUGAUCUCCACCAAAUUCUUCGCACUCAUCAUUAAGUAAAUGUGUGAGCAUCAGUUGAGAGAAUUAGGUUUUUAAUCUUUAGAGCGAGGGGGGCCCCGCCAAUUCCAAAGGGCAAAACGUGAGUUGGUUUUCAUCGGCUUAUUUUAUUUAGUGAAAGUAUUUGCGUUUGCUACGAAUGGGAUGUUUUUACCCAUUUUUUUCUCGUUUUUGUACUGAAAAGAUUUAAGGGAAGUAGAGAUAUUCUAUCCCCUUGAGAUUCAUAAGGCGUUAAUCGAUGUUCUGCGAACUCGGCCUUGUUUCAUGCAUGGCUCAUAACCAAUGAUUUUUUCCUACAGAACCCCGCACCAGGUUUGCAAGUGUUUAAGCCUCCGCUUCCUUACUCCGAAGUGGAUGAAGACUAUCAUUUGUGUCCGUUACCACGUAACAGAACUGCUGGAAAAUCAGGGAAACAAGGCAGGAAAUACCUGGAGAGACAGGUGAACACCAAUUGAUACUUGAUCUGUGGGUAUUACGACUGAAAAAGCGAGCUGGGACCGCUUUGCUUCUGCUUUACUUCUCUCUUUGAUUGGUCGUGCACUGCCCUCACAGCCAAUUAGACGCAAAGCGAAAGCAAAACGCGACUUGGCCACUCGCGUUUUCCCGCGCUUUUGGUCAGUUUGUGUAGUUAAAUAGCGCUGGGUUUUCAUUGACUCCUUGGUUUUUUAUCUCUGUUGUAAUAGGUCAGUUCAGUUAUAAUUUUAGUUUUGAUUUUACGAAACUUAAUCGAGAAACUGCUUUAAGAAGCCUUUUUCAAUCGUAAUACUCGGCCAUCAAAUACUGAAGAAAGUGAGUUGAGGGCAUUUUCUAUCUGUAUGGAAAAACUUAGAAGUGUUUUGUCAAAAACUGCGAGAUGGAUUAAGCAUUAUUCUUCCAAGAGCCACGUUUGUACAAUUUGCAACAUAAAACUUGCCAUUCAGAAACCUCGUAUUUUACCUUUGAGUGUGGUGCGAGAAGAACAGUACAAAUUGCAGAUGAGAGUGAUCAUCGCAGUUAUGAAGAAUGUUUAAGUACCAGGGGAGGUAGAAAUUAAUGUUUCCGCAGUUUUUUCUCUUGCUCUCCGAAAAAAUAUCUGUCGUUAAUAGCUAUGCCACUUGAUUUUCCACCCUUCCCACGAAAUGGUAGAGAGAUCUGUGUUUUCUUUUCUACCUCUCUUUCAAUCCUUUACAAUUCCAUUGUACGGAAAGGAGAGAAAGCGAAAAUGGAAAGAAACCCAAAUCAUCUACUGGUGGCUGUCAUCUACUUUGAUUACAGCCACUAGAUAAAGUUUAUGUUUCAUUAACCUGAACAAAAACUCAAAACUGAGGUUUGUCAUUUGUUUCACGGAAGUGAUCUACGCAAAUCCGCUUUCUGCUCACAAUGGGUCCUACUUUUAUGGCAGGUUUAGUUUGCUUUUAGAUACCUUAGAUUCACUUGACUAACUGUAGAUUAAAUUUGGAAGAAAAUGACGCAGUUUUUCGUCAGAAAUUAAGUCCCGAAAUGUUUGUCUCCUUGUAUCCUUUUUAGGAUGUUAUUCCUGGUGUUAUGACGUGGAAGCGGUUUCCUUGUCAGCCUCUGGUAUCCAUGGCAGCAAAUCCAACGAUAUCAAAUGUGUGGAUUCCUCGAUGGUGAGUCGAUCAGUGAAGAGUUAAAUUCUUUGACGGCACUUUUCAAUAACGUGUCAUUUCGAAAAUCAUGUGGUUGAAUUAUUUGACAGCACUUUGCAGUAAUGUGUCAUUUAUGAAUUUGGAGAUAGAUAGGAAAAAUCGUUUUACUAUAUCGAAAGUAAUGUGGUUAACCUUUCGGGAAACAAGUGCAAUGGUUCUUACUGUAUAGAAGGUCAUGUCCAGCGUUGUGGCUGAAUGAGUUUGACCCUUGAUGUUUUUGCCCUAUAUAACUGUUAUGAUGAUUUUUGGUAACGUGGAGCGAAAUCACAAGGUUGGGUCCAUUCAAGCCUCAAAGAUCGCAUGUUGUUAUCCAACUGUACGAAGCAGAGUACAAAUAACGGGCGAGUAGAGUACACAUAUCCUGCGAUAUUAUACGGUUUUUUGGACUGUUGGUUAUUUUGUACUGUAAAAAAACCUGUUUAACCAGUCUGCUGCGCGCGCUACCUUUCUCUAUACGCUUUGCUUUUCCCACCUUAUGAGAAGUGAGCAAAAAGACCUAGCAGGAAAAGAAGCCGUAAGACAAUAAAUAAGUUAUCAGACGUUUUGGUGAGUAGUAUCGCUAAGUAUUUUUACUCGUUGUUUGUAUUUUGACUCACCCUACGGGCUCAUCAAAAUACGGGACAACUCGUAAACACACCAAAACGUCUAAUGAGAUAUAUAUUCAUUGAGAGGCGCGGUAAGAAAACAAAUAUAGUUUCUCCUUUUGCUAAAACUUGCGUACACCCUUUUCCGACCUAAGGACUGACCCAUUCAGUGAGGACCUGCUGCCUACGGAAGUGCCUUCAUUACUACAAGGUCUCCCGGAUGAUGACGUCAUGAGUGAUGACGAAGCGUAAGUUACGCAAAUUUAAGCAAAGAAGAUAAAUAAUGUAUGAAUACAUGUAUGCAUCGAUACGAAAUCAUGCGAGCGGUUUCAAGAGUAACAGAAUUGAUAGAAAAUUAAGAUAUUCACAUUACUAAGGAAAAUAUGAUCAACUCUGCGCAAAAUUUUCAACUGAUAAUAGAAGUAAUUCUAGUUUGCGUUGGUUUUGCUUUUUCUUCCGCUCUAUUAUUGGUGUAUAAAACUUUGCUCGUGUAACUCUCGCAGCCAAUCAGAUGCAAGACUUAAAACAAGCGCGAACUGGGCACGCACACUUUCCCGCGCUUUAAACAGUUUGCUCUUAUUAGGUGGCUCUUUUAAUUCCUGCCUCCUGGACAAUUUAUUUUCCAGUUUUACAGGAACUAUGCCUGCAAUCACGUGUUUGCACAAAAUUCCUCUUGAAGUCAACAUUCUAGGACACUUCUCCCACACUAUGUUCGCGUGCAAAAUCUUAAACUCCUAGUUUAUUCUACAGCGUCCUGUUACUGGACGCGGUGAAGAGUAAAAGUUUUAAACAUUCUUUACUAAGAGAAAAUAUCAAAGGUUUAUAUUUUGUAGGGUGGGAGAUUUCUGUAUAACUAAUCAUCCUGAUUAAAGUUCCCCCAAGAAAGGGCUCCAGAACUAAAAUAAAAUUCGCGUUUGAUGAGGACACCUUUAGUAACAGUGCCUUCACAAAUUACAUUCUGAUAUCUUUUUGCCACUAUCUGUUGUUUCAGGGAAGAAGAAGGAGCAGACCCAGGCUUCCAGGAGAUCCCAAUCCCCACGCCAGAGAUGGUUUGUGCCCAGUUUCCCUCGGCAGAGAGUAUUCUUGGAGACCAAGAUCAACAGGGGUCGUCGCAAUUAAGGUAGCUCUCGACGUCUUCCGUGAUUUAUAAUAAUGUUACGUGUACUUUAGUUUUUCAGCUUUGUUAUCUACAGUAAAGGGGUGGUUAUACUUAGUCUGACUUGAUGGUAUGUGUCUGUAUCUUUAUAGUGAGAUGGUGCUUCACCCAGGCGGAAACACGAGAACCUUAGUGGCUGCUCCAACAGCAGCCACCACAUCCUUCGUUCCAAGGUACUGAUGACCUCCCUAGUGUAUUACAUUUUGUUUUAGGGGAGCUUACGAUUCAUAGAAAAUAGCCGGUUCAGCUGGUCCAUUCACAAAGAGAAUGCUGGAGAAAUUAUUGACUGCCUCUGUUUGUUUUGCGUUCUUUUACAGGGAGAAACGUGAAAAAGAAUUAAACGAAUUUUUGAGACAGCGGCAGAACAGAGUGGGAUUUAGAAUCAAACAAAGGAUACAGUCCAUAAAUGAUGCCAUGUCUUCGUCCAAUCUGGAACUAAAAUAGAAUUUGAUAAAUUUGAAAUUAGGAAACGGAUGUUGCUGAUUACUUGUUUUAGUUAAAGUGCGAAAGAUUUCACUUGUCUUUUUCCGAUAUUUGACCGUCUUUGCCCAUUUCAGUGAGCCGUGUAAAAAUUUGUCUCUUUGGUUUGAGUUGUAUAUACAUCAAGUGUGAAUGUUAUAAAUUUGUUGAUACGAAUGGUGGUUCAUUCCCAAACGUAAACAGAAC
Pocillopora meandrina is the source of this 19228-nucleotide messenger RNA. The record is from the annotation of a GenBank genome assembly. NCBI's taxonomy places the organism in Eukaryota, Metazoa, Cnidaria, Anthozoa, Scleractinia, Pocilloporidae.